Topomyia yanbarensis is the source of this 1970-nucleotide messenger RNA. It is a transcript of the gene CycB, whose product is annotated as G2/mitotic-specific cyclin-B. The transcript has 6 exons. The record is from RefSeq and is a predicted model, not a curated record. Gene Ontology annotation, molecular function: cyclin-dependent protein serine/threonine kinase regulator activity. Bases 169 to 1647 code for a protein of 492 amino acids. Gene Ontology annotation, biological process: mitotic cell cycle phase transition; regulation of cyclin-dependent protein serine/threonine kinase activity. Lineage: Eukaryota; Metazoa; Arthropoda; Insecta; Diptera; Culicidae. Gene Ontology annotation, cellular component: nucleus; cytoplasm; cyclin-dependent protein kinase holoenzyme complex.
GCCUGCUGCGGUUCGCAUUUUCAAACGGUUUUAUCUGCUGUCACAGCGAGCACGUCUUCGUUUGCCGUUGAAAUUGAUUUUACGUUUUUUAGAUUCGCCAGCUACUAGCGACAGUGGCUUGCAAUUUAUUAAUUCUGUGCAGUGGUAAAAGAAAGAGCUCAGGUGAAAAUGACCACACAAUUUCGCAUUGCCAAAACGGAUGAGAAUGACGCCGCCAGAGUACAGGCGAAGAAAAUGCUAAAAGAACCGACACUUGGUAAAAGAGCCGUGUUGGGAGAACUCGGUAAUAAAGUAUUGAAAAAUAUUGACAUCGGCAAGGGAAAGGGUGGAAUCUCGUUGAAACAAAUUGAUUCUUCCCUCAAGCAAACAGAUUCCUCCUUUAAACAUGUCAAGGCUCGAGUCGAUUCACACUGGAAGAAAAACGACAGCAAUGCUACCGUUCUCCCAGCUGGUAAACCAGUUACACGCUCCGAUUCUCUGAAAAGCCUACACAACGCAGGUUUGAAUGCAGCGGUCAGACAGUCCGGUACGGCUAAAACAACGGCCAGCGUCAAGCCCAAAGUUGUCCACGUAACCAAGGGUGCUGAAAUCAAAAAGGUGAAAAUUGUAAAUUUAAAACGAGAGGAAAGCCGGCUCAGUCGCCGUUCUCUGAACAAAUUGAAACUGAUCAGAAAGCAAUCUGACUCUUCGUCCUCUACAUCUGCUGAAAGCAGUUCCCAGGAUGAUGUUUGCACUCAAGAGUAUGAUUCGCCUGAUACUCAUUCUCACAAACUGCUAGAAGGAAUUGAAAACAUUGACAUCAAUGAUGACUGGAAUCCAAUGUUGGUGUCGGACUACGUUAACGAUAUCUAUAAGUAUUUGAACGAACUGGAAGAUGCCUUUUCCCUGAAAGAGAAUUUCCUCGAAGGUCAUAAGCAGAUCAACCAUAAAAUGCGAACAAUUCUCAUUGAUUGGAUCAACGAAGUGCAUUAUCAAUUUAAACUAGAAAUCGAUACCUAUCAUAUGACUGUCUCUAUAAUCGAUAGAUAUUUGCAGCUAGUAACCGACACCCAAAAGAAAGAUCUCCAACUUGUAGGAGUCACAGCCAUGUUCAUCGCUUCCAAAUACGAGGAAUUGUUUCCACCAGAUAUCAGUGAUUUUGCCUACAUCACCGACGACACGUACAAGAAGCGACAGAUACUUGACAUGGAGAAAAAGAUGGUAAAAGUGUUAGACUUUCAUCUCGGAAAACCACUGCCGACGCACUUUUUGCGACGCUUUUCGAAGGCCGCCAAGGUAGUGGAAAAGCAUCAUUCGGCGGGGAAGUAUCUUAUCGAAUUGGCCAGCAUCGAUUACAGUACGGCCCACUUCAAACCGUCCGAGAUUGCUGCUGCCGCGUUGUACAUAUCGCUGUAUCUGUUUCCACUAGAAAACUGCUCCGGGCAGAAGGUGUGGACCAAGACACUAGAAUACUACACUAAAUACACGGUCGAAAGUUUGGUUCCGAUUGUUCAGCGGCUAGCAAAGCUGGUUAAAAAUGUGCCCAACAUGAAGGUUCAAGCCGUCUAUACUAAGUAUCAUUCGAGCAAGUUUGAUAAAAUUUCCACCCAACCGGAAUUUCAAGGAACCGCAAUUAACAAAUUAAUAGAGGGUCAACUGGCGCCCUAAUCCCUAGCAAAUUAUUUUUACUUGUGUAUUUUAGCUAUCCAUUUAUUCGGAAGACAAGUGUCCCGACGCCGGUGACUAAUAUCUUUUUAAUGUAAGCUUAACAAUCGGUCUUUCUUUGCGAUGAUUGUUGUUUCUACUAAGUGUAGUGUUUUUGAUUAGUGUUUAGAAGAUUUUAACAAUCCUACUACCAAAUUUUCUAUGCAACGCCUCAACAAGAAAAAUUUCCGUCUCAACAAACAGGGUGAUAUUUCAAUGUUCUUUAACGCAUAGAACGGAAAUAAUAAACAUAUUUGACUGAUCAAUUGUACCAUCUACUCAUCAAA